AUGACGACCAUCCAUCUUCUGACUCUUCUCCUUCUGACCCAUUUCUUUAGUUUUACGGUAUCACCAAAACUCUGCAGAGUCCGUCAAUUGUCUGUCUGCCUGUAGGUGCCCAGUUUGACGAUGAUGCUGGUGUGGGGAGUUCCGAAGAGCCCCAAGAAUGGAGAUGUGAACUCGUCGUUGACGUGGGAUGAAUGCAUUGACGCCUGCUAUCAGUCACAGCCGUGCAUUGUAUGGGAACUAGUUGAAGAACCAGGGAACGGGUUCCCUGAUCCUUUACGGAAACUAGGACACUCUUCUCGUUUCAGUUAGCGUGGCAGAAUGGUUCUUCUUGUCUCACGUUCAAUUAUAAUACUUUUGGAUCGGUCGCUCAGACUGACUCUGGCAACGGGUCAAUAGUGGCAUUCAAAGUGGAGAGUCCCGAUGAUCAAUGUCCGACUGGAGCGAAUCCUCCGACGUUCAAUAACAGCAAUGCUACAGUAGACUCCCCCCUAAUCGUGGUUAUAGAUCCAAUCCCAACAGUUUCAGGGCUCUCUGUACAUUGACUACGAUCCCGAUUACUUUCCAAUGUGGGUAUACUACACCGUUUAUCUCUCUGGCGGCAUUUGGAAAGUUUCAUAUGACUGUAAACAUACUUCUCCUCUCACAAAUAGUUUAAUGUUUCUAUUUUCAGACAAUAUCAGUUGCACUGGAAUGAUGAACAUAAUUCAGAGAGCAGAUGGAAGUUCGCUUUGCAUUUCUGUAUUCUUAAUAAUUCUGAGCAACAUCUAAAAUAGCUGACUAUUUUUAGAAAUGGUACACACCUAAUCCUUCCGGAUUCUUCUACAAUACUUCGGUUGGACUGUGCUCCAACGAUUCCGCCACUCUCACUUCUUUAUACGGAUCGGAAGACUGGACGUAUUGGAGCCGUAUGUGAAUGAUUCAGACGGAGUCUACGUUUGUGUAAUCCUUCUAGAAACACCGAGAUCAAAUCUCAAUAGUUCGAACACAUACGGAAGAUUGGACGGAAUCCGCACAAAAGCAUGUCAGGCGACUCCGACUACGGCAGAAUGCAUGUCUGUGAAAGUGAGACGGCAGUUGAGGACAAGAAAAAUGAGAAAAAUCUCAGGGAUUCACAUUCACGGGACCAGCGCCGGAUAACUUUGACAACUACAAUUGGGUCACUGAUUCUUCCGCUCAGGCAACAAGCAACGACAACUGCAUUGUGAUGGUGUACAACGGAACAACAGUGAACACGGACGUCCGCAGGUGAGCGAGUAGAUCCAUUCCAGACGGAUCUUUGAUAUGCUCUUCUCUUUCCAGCUGCGUCAACAGUUCACCUUUGCAAGCAUGUAUGGUUUUCUGCUCGAAUGCCGCCUGGGCGUCCUAA
Messenger RNA from Caenorhabditis sp. 36 PRJEB53466, 1366 nucleotides. Lineage: Eukaryota; Metazoa; Nematoda; Chromadorea; Rhabditida; Rhabditidae. The record is from the annotation of a GenBank genome assembly.